AUGGCUUCAGAGGACCUGCAUGCAAUCUCCACUGUCUGGCUCAAAAGCCUAGAGGCUGCGUCGUCUACCGGAGAUUUCACGUCAUUUGUGGGCCAUUUCCUUUCGGACGGGUGGUUAAGAGAUCUCCUAUGUUUUUCUUGGAAUUUUAGGUCGCUCUCAGGUCUGGACAAAAUACACCGAUUCCUCUCGGAGGUGGUUGAUGGAAAGCCGCGAUUUGAGCAUUCUGGUCUUCGUAACUUCAAGCUAGAAGAUUGCACCGCCAAUGCGCCGUCACCAUUCAAACUGCCAGGUUCACAAGGCAUCGAAGGAGUACAGGGUGCUUUCACUUUUACAAUUACGAAACCAGCUGCACUCGGACGAGGUUUCUUCCGUCUGACACAAGAUGCCGAUGGAAAGUGGAAGGCUUUAACCCUUUUCACAAACAUGCAGGACCUCAUCGGGCACGAGGAGUCUUCCGCGGAUCAACACGGCCUAUAUGAGGGUCGAAAAAUAACCUGGGAGGAAGAUGUUGAAGCAAAAUUCCGUGCUAUAGAGGCGGACCCCACUAUUUUGAAUCGCACAAAAGUUGGUGGUGGACAAUCUGGCCUUAUGUCUGCAGCGCGGCUGGGUAGGUUGGGCAUUCGUGCGCUCGUGAUCGAGAAAAAUGCGCGUGUCGGAGAUUCCUGGCGACAACGGACAACCUUCCCCAAGUACAUCCCUAAGGGAAAACUUGCACAUUUCAUUGAUUCAUACGCCGUGGACCAGGAAUUAUGUGUCUGGCUCUCGAGUAGCAUAGCCUCAACUCCAGUGUACAGCCCGUCAUCCGCGAGAUGGACUGUGGAAGUCCAGCACGGCGACCGGAAAGUAAUCAUUCACCCCAAGCACCUGGUACUUGCCACAGGAUACGGCAGCCCUCGCAUUCCUACUUGGAAUGGAAUGGAAGAAUUCCAGGGAGCCUUGUAUCAUUCCGACUUCCAUAGAGAUGCAGAGCAAUCUCGAGGCAAACGCGUGGUCAUUGUGGGUGCGGGCAAUGCUAGUUCAGACAUAUGUGAAGACUUUGUAGCGCAUGGUGCCACCGAGGUAACAAUGGUCCAAAGAAGCGCUACAUGUGUCAUGUCUUCGACUACCGCAGAGAAAACCUACCUCAAUGUACCUUUCCCUGAUGGCACCCCUGUCGAAGAGCUAGAUUUCCGCAGUAAUUCGAUGCCUAAGGCCUUCUUCAUGCAACUGAAAAUCUCAGGUGGGACAGAAUAUUCGAAGAUGCUUGAUAAGGAACUCCACGAUGGUUUGCGCAAGGCUGGAUUCAACUUAACCUGGGAACUUUCGCCCGGUAGUGGCGAGGUUGGGCUGGAAGGAUUUGUACUGGACCGCCAGGCGUCAGGAACUAUGCUUGACAUUGGCUGCGGUAAGCUAAUCAUCGAAGGCAGAGUCAAGAUAAAGCGAGGCCAAGACAUCAGUCACUUCGAGAAAGAUGGGAUCACGUUUAAAGAUGGCUCCAAGCUUUCAGCAGAUGUCAUCGUCCUAGCUACAGGAAAUGAACCCAUCAUGAAGACCACGAGAUCUCUUCUUGGAAAUGAAAUUACCGAUCGACUUCCAUCUAAGGUGUGGGGUCUUGACUCAGAGGGAGAACUUAAUCAGACAUAUCGACCCUCUGGACAUCCGGGACUUUGGUUUGCUGUUGGUUCAUUCCAAAUGUCGCGUUUCUACAGUAAACACCUGGGUCUGCAGAUCUUGGCAAGAGAGCUCGAUAUAGUAUGA
Molecule: messenger RNA, 1737 nt
Organism: Suillus bovinus
Lineage: Eukaryota; Fungi; Basidiomycota; Agaricomycetes; Boletales; Suillaceae
Product: FAD/NAD(P)-binding domain-containing protein
Exons: 10
Coding region: 1-1737 (578 amino acids)
Molecular function (GO): NADP binding; flavin adenine dinucleotide binding; N,N-dimethylaniline monooxygenase activity
Source: RefSeq, a predicted model, not a curated record